Molecule: messenger RNA, 1366 nt
Organism: Sphaerodactylus townsendi
Lineage: Eukaryota; Metazoa; Chordata; Lepidosauria; Squamata; Sphaerodactylidae
Gene: SLC50A1
Product: solute carrier family 50 member 1
Exons: 6
Coding region: 71-730 (219 amino acids)
Biological process (GO): carbohydrate transport
Cellular component (GO): membrane
Molecular function (GO): sugar transmembrane transporter activity
Source: RefSeq, a predicted model, not a curated record
GUGGCGCGCAGUCGGGGAUCCCCGCGGGGCCGGCUGGAGGGAGGAGGAGGGGGCGGCGGCGGCGGCGGCGAUGGGGCCGGCGGGGGUGCAGCUGCUGUCGGCCGCCUGCUUGGCGUUCACCCUGGGCAUGUUCGGGACGGGCCUGUCUGACCUGCGACAGAUAUUUGCGACCCAAAGUGUGGAGAACAUCCAGUUCUUGCCGUUCCUCACCACAGACGUCAACAACCUCAGCUGGCUGAGCUACGGCUUCCUGAAGGGGGACUGGACACUGAUCAUCGUCAAUGCCGUCGGCGCGACACUUCAGACUCUAUACAUCCUUGUCUACUUCUGUUUCAGUCCGGAGAAGCCUGCUGUACUAUUAAAAACCGCCGGCCUGUUGACUGUGCUUCUGGUCGGCUACUGCUAUUUCAACCUGCUCAUCCCAGAUGUCCCUACCCGCCUCGCCCGCCUGGGUCUCUUUUGCAGCCUCUUCACCAUCACCAUGUACCUCUCCCCGUUGGCUGACCUGGCCAAGAUCAUCAGGACCCGAUCCACCGAGUGCAUCUCUUUCCCGCUGACCGUCACGACAUUCCUGGCCUCGACCAGCUGGACACUCUAUGGGCUCCUGCUUCAGGAUCUGUACAUUGCCAUCCCCAACGUACCGGGCAUCGUCACCAGCGUCAUUCGGUUCUGGCUUUUUUGGCAUUUCCCUCCGGACCCCAACAGAACUUACAAGCUGCUUCACGCCUGAGGAACACGGGUUGCUCUCGGGUGCCGCCUCAGUUAGCCAAGGAACGGGAGGAAGACCUGAAUUCUUCGGAAGGUCUCCCGGCUCUCUGGGUAUUCCACCGCCGCUUCCAGCCUGGACCCACGAGACGCCUGUUCGCUCUCAGUGCCUUAUCAAUUACGCUACCUCGGUUCCCGCGGCGGCUCUAAAAACGCAAGGCCCCAAAUUGUACCCGAGAGGACCUGUGUUGAUGGGCCGGGUGCGGUGCAGUAGCUGAUAAGAGAACUGCGAAGGCAUGCAGGGGACCGUGGAAAAUUGGAUCCCCUUCCCAUCCACCUCAGAGAUGCGGUGGCUCAGAGAAUGCCGUCUCUUGCCUCGGUGCCGUCUCUUGCCUCCCCUUUAUGGCCUGCAUUUCCACCACCAAAGCAGCAAAACCAGUUGCUGCAGGAACUGUCUGGCAACUUUACUCCUGUUUUCUGUUUCCCUCCUUUCCUCCUGUCUGUCCCUUUUCUUCCCUCAGUCUCCAGGUCUCAGGCUGACAGCCGAGGUUUCUCUGAAAUGAAGGACCUAAUGAUUGCCCAGGGACCACUGUGGUUUGGGUUUUUUUUUUGUUUUUCGACAAAGUGCCUUGGAGUAAAUAGAACCGCUUUUUGGUUCCAA